AUGAAUGAAAAUAUAUUCUCCCAGAGUAACUCAAGUACAUUUAAUUUUGACAAUUCAAUCUCGACAACAAAUUUAAUCCUGACAACGUUGAAAUCUGAUGAUUCUGUACCACCACACUAUGAACAACAACAACAACAACAUCAACAAUGUGACGAAGACCAAAAAAGUUUGUCUCCGACAUCAACAAUAACAACAACAACAGCAACUCCAUCAAUUAUGGUGAAUAAAAAGGGUGAAAUGAGUUCAUUUUCAGACUUUAGUCAAAUUCAUAUGGACAGAGGAAAUUGUAGUGAUAACAGUAGUAGUAGUAGUAAUGAGAGUAUCGAUAAUAAUAUCCCCAAAGAGUUGACGUCAUCAUCACCGUUAUCACUGUCAUCAUCAUUCUCAUUAACAGGUGAGUAUAAAGACUACUCAACAAUAACAGCAGCAACAACAAGCAUUAAUACAGCCAAUCUUACAAAUGACAAAUGCUCAGACACUAGUGACCAAUUCGACAAAUCCUUAUUAAAUUUCAUCAAUCAUACAAUCAAUAACACUGGAUUGGGUAAAACUGAGAAAACAGUAAAUCAAGAAAUGUUUACACAAGAUACAUUUUCAUCAUUGAAGUCAAUUCCUGGAAGAAAUCUUUUCCCAAGCAUAAUAAAUCAUAAUAUUGAUAAUAUCAACAAAAGUGGAGUUGAGCAUACUGAACAUUUAGGCGGUUUUAUACAAAAUCAGACCACUUUGAAUGCUUUGUCUAUGGCAUAUUCAUCUUUGAUUGCCAGUGGUUUGUACGGUUUAAACAAUAAAAGUACCAGUACGGUUAACCAUUCUACAAAUACACCAAUAGAUAAAUUUCAGUCUCUACUUCAAUGUCAUUCAAUUCCCAAUUUGUUAAAACAACGUUCAUUACUACCGACAUGUGAAUCGCCGUCAUCAGGAAUAACAUCGACAACAAUUUCAUCAUCAUCUACCAUACCACCAUUACCAUCGUCAUUAUUUUUAUCAAAUUCUUUGGGAAGGAUACAUUCAGGAGAUUUAUCGCACCCGUUUAUUUCACCUGCAAACGAUACUGUCACUAGUAAUAAUAAUAGUAAUAAGAACUUUGCUACUCCAAAAGUACAUCAAGAAAGUAGUGCUAGUGAAUUCAAUCUCCCUGCAAUUAUGAAUAACCUUUUAGUUGAAAAUUUAGAAGGAUGGCGACAACUUCAGAAAACUGGUUUACCGUCUAACAUAGAUCCUCAGAUGUUAACCUUUUAUACUGGAGCAUGUUGUCCUGCAGAAUUAUCCAAUACUAAUCGACGUAAAAAUGCUACAAGAGAAACAACAAGUAUGCUUAAAACGUGGUUGAAUGAACAUCGGAAAAAUCCCUAUCCAACUAAGGGUGAAAAAAUUAUGCUGGCAUUAAUUACUAAAAUGAGUUUAACUCAAGUAUCUACAUGGUUUGCAAAUGCAAGAAGACGAUUGAAAAAGGAGAAUAAAGUAACUUGGAAUCUACGUACAGAUUGUUCAUCGGAUGUUGAACAUGAUGAUGAACAUUCUGUGGAAGAUGGUGAUGGUGAUGACGAUAAUGAUUUUGUCGACAAUUCUACUACUACUACUACGACGACGACGAUGACUGCUGAUAAUCAAAAUCGACUCAGCAACGAACAUGAUCUACAGACAAUUUCUGGUUUACAAGGUUUGAAACACUAUUUAAUUAGUAAACAUUCAGAAAAUUAUGAAAAGUUUUCAAUGAGUAGUAGUAAAUUAUUCAAUAAAGAAGGUUGUACAAAUCUGAUUACAGAGGGGAAUAGAAAUAAGAUUAGCAGAUUGCGAAAUUUUCCAGAUCCCUGUGAUCAAAUUGAUACCAUACCGAAGAAACGCAUAAAUUUAGAUUACAACAACAGCAACAUCGGUUCUUUGCCAAUGCCUACUUCGGAGAAAUCGAAAACACGAAAAAUUUGGUCUCUCGUAGAUAUGGUGGAUGAGAAGACAAAUCAUUCUAAUGCCGAAUCAAUAAAUGAAAAGAAUUCAUUAGAUCUACAGAACACUUCGUGUGAUAAUUGGUUAACACAAGGGAAUAAAAAUCUACAGUCUCAACAUUUUUUUAAAACUCCUACUGAAUUAUCCACAUAUCAGCUUAAAGUUGGUAGUUUAACUUCUGAUUGUCUCAGUGGUAAUCAUGAUGACAGUAUGAAUCGGAAAUCAAAGAAUUUAUUAUCUUCAUUUUCAAAUUUUACAGCACCUCCUGGUGUUACUGGUGGUGUAACUUCUACCACUAACACUGGUCAGCAGCUGAUGAACAAUUUCUCUACUGGUUCGUCAUCUUUAUUUUCGCCUAACACACUAGCAGCCUUCUACUUGUACUAUCAACAACACCAGUUACAACAAUCACAAGAGCAUAAUCAGUCGUCAUUAUCCGCUUCAACAACACCACACCAACAUUUAUCGCAUGAACAGCCAAAAUCUUGCAUGCCAAAGUUUGCCAUACCUCCUUCCCAUGUGAAUAACACUCCAUUAUAUUCAAAGUCAUUAGCUCAAAAAGAUGACAGUUUUUCGAUUUUAUUUCACAACAGUACAAAUAAUUUAGAUCUACUGAACAGAGAAACACAACAAUAUGCAAGAUCCUUGUCCAUGCAUAAAAGUUAUUCCAAUCAGCAGAUUACUACUAGUCCAAGUGAUGAAUCAUGA
Messenger RNA from Trichobilharzia szidati, 2652 nucleotides. Lineage: Eukaryota; Metazoa; Platyhelminthes; Trematoda; Strigeidida; Schistosomatidae. The record is from the annotation of a GenBank genome assembly.